Molecule: messenger RNA, 1717 nt
Organism: Ipomoea triloba (trilobed morning glory)
Lineage: Eukaryota; Viridiplantae; Streptophyta; Magnoliopsida; Solanales; Convolvulaceae
Product: protein trichome birefringence-like 35
Exons: 6
Coding region: 99-1406 (435 amino acids)
Cellular component (GO): Golgi apparatus
Molecular function (GO): O-acetyltransferase activity
Source: RefSeq, a predicted model, not a curated record
AAUCUUGGGAUUGCAGUCAAGAUUCUCUCUCAGUCAUCAAAUCCCAAUUCCCACAAUUUGUUUUCUGUUUGUUUCCCAGUGUGGGCGCACCCAAAAAUAUGCAGAGGUGCCAGAAGAAGAGAGGGCAGUACCCUUUGAUUGCUCUUGUCUUGUUUGCGUUCAUAGUCUUCUCCGUCUUCUUCAAUGGGAGCAACAUUGAAGAAACAUCUCCAUCCGAGGAACACCCUUUUCUCGUAUCCAAGAAUAUCUCCGCCCCAGAGUUUAACCCAGCUAGGGAAUUGGAUAAGUUUAGUAAAUGCCACAACACGGUAGAAUAUAGUGGCAGGGGAGCCAAUUGGGAUGCUCCCAUGCCAGAGUCUGGUGGUAGACGAGAAAUGCCAGAGAGUUGUGACUUCUUCUCGGGCGAGUGGGUCUUUGAUAACACUUCACAUCCACUUUACAGUGAGUUUGACUGCCCUUAUAUGUCUGAUCAAUUGGCGUGCCAAAAGCAUGGAAGGCCCGAGAAGGGUUACCAGCAUUGGAGAUGGCAACCCCACGGCUGCGAUUUGAAGAGAUGGAAUGCAACUGAAAUGUGGGAGAAGUUGAGGGGCAAAAGACUAAUGUUUGUCGGGGAUUCAUUGAAUAGAAACCAAUGGAUGUCAAUGGUGUGUAUGUUGCAGUCCGUGAUUCCGUCUAAUAAGCGAUACAUGUCACCGCAGCAACAUCUUUCAAUCUUUAGAACAGAGGAGUAUAAUGCCAGUGUGGAAUUUCUCUGGGCACCGCUUCUUGUGGAAUCAAAUUCUGAUCAUCCCGUUGAUCAUAGGUUGUCGGAGCGAAUUCUCCGUCCCGAUUCACUUCUCAGGCAUUUGUCACACUGGAGAAAUGCUGAUAUAUUAGUCUUCAAUUCUUACCUAUGGUGGAGGCAAGGACCAGUCAAACUGUUAUGGAGCAAUGAGCAAAAUGGAGCAUGUGAAGAAAUAGAUGGACUACGAGGCAUGGAGUUGGCCAUGAGAGCCUGGGCGGAUUGGGUGGCAUCUAACGUUGACCCCUUGAAGAAGCAAGUAUUUUUUGUUACCAUGUCUCCCACACAUCAAUCGAAGGAAGAAUGGGAACCGGGAAGCGAAGGAAACUGUUACGACGAGAAACUCCCCAUCACAAACAGAGACUACUGGGGAAACGGCUCUGAUGCCGCUACAAUGCAGAUGGUGGGAAGGGUGUUGGGCGAUCUGGGCACAAAAGUUUCGGUUCUCAACAUCACCAAGCUUUCAGAAUACAGGAAGGAUGGCCAUCCCACCAUCUACCGUAAGUUUUGGGAGGCCUUGUCCCCUGAAAAACUAGCAAACCCUGCGAGUUACUCGGAUUGUAUACACUGGUGCUUGCCAGGCGUGCCCGACGUGUGGAAUGAACUGCUGUUCCAGUUUUUGUGAAAGGAGGCAUAUAUGGUUGUGUAAGUAAUUUUUCAGCUGCACUCCAAGGUGAAGUGUAAAGCUUUCAACUUUGCACAAUGUGGAGGAUGGUGGCUGCUUAUUUGAAUUGUAGAGCGAGCUUCCACUUGUAAAAUGAAGAUUUUAAGGUUGAACACUACAGGAAAAUGGGAAUGGAUACCAACAUAUUGAAAUGGCGGCAUCAACAUUUUUCUGCUUCUCCUACGUUGUACUUAAAUGAGUGUUAGAUUCGCUUAUGAACACGUGAAUCCAAUGAAAUUUUAUGAGAAUUGCGUGUGGAUAUUUGCACCUAA